CGGGGUCCCGGCUGGGGAACCCCUUGCAGGUCCUGGGCAGUGGGGCGCCCUGUCCUUUGAGGGACUCUCCUCCCUGCUGCUUCCGUACAGCUUGGGGAGGGGGCCGUCGGUGGAGGGGCUGCGAAAGGCCGGAGUUGGCUACCAAAACCAAAACCAAACCAAACAACCUGGUUUAUGUACGAGAGUUUGCAGGACAUCAGUAUGAGCUGGUCACCUUCCCUGCCAACCCAGACAUGCGGGGCCUGGGAAAUGAAAGAACGGCUUGGGACAGGGGGAUUUGGGAACGUCAUCCGAUGGCACAAUCAGGAAACGGGCGAGCAGAUCGCUAUCAAGCAGUGCCGGCAGGAACUUAGUCCCCGGAACCGCGAGCGCUGGUGCCUGGAGAUCCAGAUCAUGAGGAGUGCGGAGAUACAGGGAGGACUGGCCAAGGGCACUCUGAAGAGAACGGAGCUCUGCACGGGGCGCCCAGAGCUGGGGCUACGGUGCCGACAGGAACGCUGCCCGGGCCCUGGGCGAGUGGCUGAACCACCCCAACGUGGUGGCCGCCAGGGACGUCCCCGAGGGCAUGCAGAGCCUGGCUCCCAACGACCUGCCCCUGCUGGCCAUGGAGUACUGCCAGGGAGGGGACCUGCGGAAGCAAGGCCGCGUCGGGGAAGGGGUCGGAGGGAGGUGUUCAGUGGCUCCUUCAGGCUCUCGGGAGCAGUGGACCAACUGUGGCUGAGCUCAGAUGGGCCUGCGUCCCCCAGGACCGCGGCACAGUACCUGAACCAGUUUGAGAACUGCUGUGGCCUGCGGGAAGGAGCCAUCCUCACCUUGCUGAGCGACAUCGCCUCUGCACUUAGAUACCUUCACGAAAACAGGAUCAUCCAUCGGGAUCUAAAGCCAGAAAACAUUGUCCUGCAGCAAGGGGAACAGAGAUUAAUACACAAAAUUAUUGACCUAGGAUAUGCCAAGGAGCUGGACCAGGGAAGUCUGUGCACUUCCUUUGUGGGGACCCUGCAGUACCUGGCCCCUGAGCUGCUAGAGCAGCAGAAGUACACGGUGACUGUGGACUACUGGAGCUUCGGCACCUUGGCCUUCGAGUGUAUCACGGGCUUCCGGCCCUUCCUGCCCAACUGGCAGCCCGUGCAGUGGCACUCCAAAGUCCGGCAGAAGAGUGAGAUGGACAUUGUGGUUAGUGAGGACCUGAACGGAGCCGUGAAGUUCUCCAGCUCGUUACCCCACCCGAGCAACCUCAACAGCGUCCUGGCCCAGCGGCUGGAGAAGUGGCUGCAGGUGAUGCUGAUGUGGCAGCCCCGACAGAGGGGCACCGACCCCGUCUACGGGCCCAAUGGCUGCUUCAAGGCCCUGGACGACAUCUUAAACUUGAAGCUGGUUCACGUCUUGAACAUGGUCACGGGCACCAUUCACACCUACCCCGUGGCAGAGGACGAGAGUCUGCCUAGCUUGCAGGCCCGGAUCCAGCAGGACACAGGCAUCCCUGAGGAGGACCAGGAGCUGCUGCAGGAAGCGGGUCUGGCCUUGACCCCCGACAAGCCCGCCGCUCAGUGCGCCUCCGACGGCAAGCUGAACGAGGGCCGCACCCUGGACAUGGAUCUCGUUUUCCUCUUUGACAACAAUAGGGUCGCCUAUGAGACCCAGAUCUCCCCACGGCCCCAGCCUGAAAGCGUCAGCUGUAUCCUGCAAGAGCCCAAGAGGAGCCUCCCGUUCUUCCAGCUGAGGAAGGUGUGGGGUCAGGUCUGGCACAGCAUCCAGGCCCUGAAGGAGGACUGCGGCCGCCUGCAGCAGGGCCAGCGCGCCGCCAUGAUGAAUCUGCUCCGGAACAACAGCUGCCUGUCCAAGAUGAAGAAUUCCAUGGCCUCUAUGUCUCAGCAGCUCAAAGCCAAGCUGGAUUUCUUUAAAACCAGCAUCCAGAUUGACCUGGAGAAGUACAGUGAGCAGAAAGAGUUUGGGAUCACGUCAGACAAGCUGCUGCUGGCCUGGAGGGAGAUGGAGCAGGCCGUGGAGCUCUGUGGACGGGAGAACGAGGUGAAGCAGCUGGUGGAGCGGAUGAUGGCGCUACAGACGGACAUCGUGGACCUGCAGCGCAGCCCCCUGGGCUGGAAGCAGGGCGGGACGCUGGACGACCUAGAAGAGCAGGCGCGGGAGCUUUACCGGAGGCUGAGGGAGAAGCCCCGAGACCAGCGAACUGAUGGCGACAGUCAGGAAAUGGUGCGGCUGCUCCUGCAGGCAAUCCAAGGUUUUGAGAAGAAAGUGCGAGUGAUCUAUACGCAGCUCAGUAAGACUGUGGUCUGCAAGCAGAAGGCUCUGGAGCUGCUGCCCAAGGUGGAGGAGGUGGUGAGCUUAAUGAGCGAGGACGAGAAGACUGUGGUUCGGCUGCAGGAGAAGCGGCAGAAGGAGCUCUGGAACCUCCUGAAGAUUGCUUGUAGCAAGGUCCGCGGUCCCGUCAGCGGAAGCCCAGACAGCAUGAACACGUCCCGCCUGAGUCACCCCAGCCAGCUGCUGUCGCAGCCUUGCCCAGCCCCUGACAGCUUACCCGAGGCCGUCAAGAAGAGGUGCGUCCCCGUUCGCCAUGCCCAGUGCAGGAGUCAGGGACGUGUCGGUCACCCGUCGGCGGUUCUCGAAGACCUCGUGGCUGAAGCACACACUCUGUGUACGCAGCUGGAAAACGCCCUACAGGACACCAUGAAGGACCAGGACCAGAGCUUAAGGGUAAUGGCCCGUGGGAAGCCCCGCCGCCCCACGCCCUUUCUUUCUACAGCAAACGAGAAAAAGCAGAUGGAAAGGCGAUGCCGUGCUUCCUCGAUCGCAGUGUACACUUAGGAUUUUCUAGUACAUACUUCUUAUUCACCGUGAUAACAAUGCUGAUGCCUGUUGAACGUGUGCAGGUGCUUUGUGCGCAUUAUCUCAUUUCAUCCUUGCUACACUCGCUGCUUACGAAGAAGGUAGCAUCACUGUGAGAAGGCCUCUCCCCUGCUGCACCUUCUGUACAAUUGCCGGGCAUGUGUGUGUGGGGUGCAGUGCUGGGCUCCGGGAACAAAGCAAGAGCCCGUCACCACCCCGCCUCUCAGGGACUCGGGGCUUAGCAGUCCUAGUUAUAGGGAAGCUGACCUAAAGGAAAACGAGUCCAGAUGCAGGUACGUUGAGACAAAGCUGAAAUUGCGGAGAGGGUGCUGAAUCAUCCGCGUGGCUCUCUGGCCUUUUCCUGCCGAGACAGUCACAUGCUGGCGUCUCCGCAACUUCUGAUUUGGGGGAAGAAUCGGAGGGGAUACUGCUCACUGUAACCACUUCUUAUUUAUUCAAGUGUCCUUCUCUGGUUUGCUGCUGUCUGUGUCUCUUCUUGCUGUUCUUCCUCCUCCGAGCCGUGUAUACUUGGAUCCUUUCACUGCCCGUUUGCACUUCUGCCAGGAGAAAAGGAAGUGUGACCAGGCCAUUUCACCUGGUGAGGUUGGAGGUCGAGAGCUGAGAUUAGCCCAGGGUACCAGCUGCCCGCAGUGAGCGUGAGUCAGUGCUGUGAGCUGCAGUAAUGAUACUUAAAUCACCUUCCCGGAAUCUCAGGGCUCCAAGCCCAUCUGAAGAAAAGCUCCGGCAUGGUUUUGCAGACGUAGCUCUACCUCAGGGGUACCCUGCAGAAACAAGACUGUCUUAACGAGAGGAAUUAAAUUUCCCUCUAAACUGUGCUGGUUGCCUGCCGAAGAAGGCAGAUGUCUAGGUGGCCACGGUGUCUUUAACGUGCCCGUUGACUUUUAGUCUCUAGACUGGAGCUGGUUGCAGUCGGGGGAGGAGGAGAAGCACAGCCUGGAGCGGGCCUCCUGACGGUGGGCGGCCCUGACCCUGCCGGGCUGCCUGGCCCGAGGCCCCCGGGGCCCCGCCACGUCGCGUCUGGUGUCCUCGGCACCCAGAUGGAGAUCUCGCUUCCCCAGCAGCCAUGACCAUCACCGUGGACUGAGGGUGCAGCCCUCCGUGGCAGUGCCAGCAGCUUAUCUGCACGCUGGACGUCCUCCGCCACGGAGACCCAGCAGACGAGGAUGCCGAGCACGGCGUCUGGGGAGGUGGAGCCACGGCAGCCACUGCCUCUGCGCAGAGAGAAGUGCUCCGAGUACAGUGGCUCCACAGACCACUGGCCACACGUCAAACUGACUUUUAGGACGAAGUAUGAAUGGCACUUGGUGCUAGCUGUCCUCUCCUGACCCCUCCUGAUCUCCAGAGGCCUCAUCCACCUAUCUUCACAGCUAAGGUUUCAUCUGGAUCCGGCUUCUCUUGAAACCAUGGAUUCGGCCCAGCCCGGUCCUCCCUCCUCUUCUGACUUCACGGCUGCUAAUGUUUUCCUUCUGCCUACGACCUUGGGCCAGGUUGGGUGAGUGCUGCUUUCCCCGUCCAAAGUCUCUCCAGCCAGAGUGAGUCGCUGGUGCCAGGAGGGGAGAGCGUCUCCCUUCCUGUGGACCCCAAAGAGUCCCCGGGAGCAAGCUGCCAUGGAGAAGAAGGAAAGAAGAGGAAGAUGUCUGUCAACCACCAGCUUGCUGACCCCUGUGCCCAUACCCCCUGCCCCUGGGUGCGGCAGGGUUGACGGGGCAGUUCCCAUCCCUCGUGUCAUCCAGCGGUAUUAUUAAGUGGAUUUAUAUUUAAAAAACAGAUUCUCUAUUUUGUAACAUGAUUCAAGUCCCACAGUCUAUUUUUAUAAUACCUCUGGUUGGGACUUCUGAACUCAAAGUCCAGCUUUAAUGGAAAGUUUUAUGAAAUUGAGUGGUGCCUGAUCAAACAGUGCCAGAGCACCAGCAAGGCCUCUUGGACGUUUCACAAAAGCUGCUCCUUCCUAUAACAGCAGGAAAGCAAAGUGAGUUCAGAUGAUAACAAACAGGCAAGUCUGGUUGGAGAAGAAAGUGGGACGAGAAGAGUUUCACAGAGUGCCUUCCAUGGAGGCGGUACAGUGGGUUCCGUGUCAGGGAAGUUGGGGAAACGCUUCAUGCUUUAACUGCCUCUUGGAGAUUCACCUUGUGCACUGGUUUAUUAAAGAAUCUGAAAGAUCUGUAAUAAUAAACUGGCUUAAAUCUACCUAAA
Delphinapterus leucas (beluga whale) is the source of this 5058-nucleotide messenger RNA. NCBI's taxonomy places the organism in Eukaryota, Metazoa, Chordata, Mammalia, Artiodactyla, Monodontidae. The record is from RefSeq and is a predicted model, not a curated record.